This is a messenger RNA of Symbiodinium sp. CCMP2456, 873 nucleotides long. The record is from the annotation of a GenBank genome assembly. Lineage: Eukaryota; Dinophyceae; Suessiales; Symbiodiniaceae.
AUGAACAACUCAACGGAUGCCUUGGUGCAGUUGUGGAACAUGUGUGUCACUUCGCAGGGCAGCUGCCCCGAGCAAGGUCUUCAGUGGGACACCUUGCGGCGAGUCAUGGAAGGCUUGCCCGUGGCUCGCUGCGAAGCACUGAAAACCAACAGCGUCGACGAGAUAUUGAGCUAUCAUUUCGGCCCACACGCAGCAGGAGGUGUUCUGAAUUACGUAAACUUCACUCUUUUCUGGCAUGGCAUGGAAGCCAUUUUACAGACCGCUGGGGUCUUCAACCAUCGCGGCUUCGAUGACGGCACUCUGCAAGUCAUUGCCAGUCUGCGCCAUUUCCGGGAUGCUGUGCUGGAGCUUCCGGGUGCUUUCGGUGGGUCACUCGACGAGCAGCCGUUGGCGGAGUGUCACGUCCGAGAGCUGCACGUCCUCUACGACCAGCUCCACGACCAGGGCCUUCUCUCGGGUUCUGGAGCGGUGGUCGAGUAUUGGGCCGAGAAGCUGCAGCAGCUGCCCAAAGACGAAGAGAAUCUGAUGGUCUCUGCCGACGAAAUCUCGGCUGCAUUGCUGCAGUGGCUCGAAGACCUUCUCGGCUACGCCGAAGGAUCCGAGGAUGCCUCAUCCGAGGAGCCGGAGCAGGAACUAACACCAGAGGUGUUUGCUGCACGGAGCUUGCUAAAGAAGCCGGAGGGCCAGGAUGCCGGACGUGCAACGGGUGCCACAGGUCGUCUUUCCUGGCUACUCAAGCCAGAUGUUGCCGAGAAUGUGGAGGUGGCAAAUUUUCGCAGCUCUCUCCGAGAAGUUUUUCCGCGAGAUGACAUCUCGCUGCGCGACUUCUACCGCGGUGUGCGAGAAGCCAUUCCAGAGUCUGCGGCAGGCUAG